CGUUGAACUAUUUCAGCAUCCUUCCAAUAACCUCCUCAACGCAGGGGGCUGUCUACUUUGCUCUUUGCAGUGAGCAUCUUCGAGCUCUCAACUCCUUUGAGCUUCUUCUUCUCUCUUUAAUCCCUUUUUCCUUUGGCCGGUACCUGUCUUGUGUGGCGCGCGGCCUCGACAUCCCACCAACGCAGCCCCGAACACGAUUUCUCUCCUGAUACUGAUACACGGCAACACGUCGCAAGCUCUGUAGAAGGGCGAAGUCAAUCCUCAGCAUGGACCCUUCCGUGCGCACCACGGGGGUGGAUGCACAGGCGGAGGAGCUGCGGAGGAGAAACGUCGCAGCUGCUCAACCAGCACCACCAGCCCAGGCUGCGGCCCCAAUCCAGGAGAAGUCAAAGGACAGGGCGUUCAGCGUCAUCUCCUUCCUCGACGACUACGAGUUCAUCCUGGCGCCGCUGGUAUUCACCGCCCUCGCCUUCUUCACGCGCAUGUGGAAGAUUGGUCUCUCGCCGAUUGUUACCUGGGAUGAAGCUCAUUUUGGCAAGUUCGGGUCCCACUACCUCCAACGCGAGUUCUACUUCGAUGUCCACCCUCCGCUGGGAAAGAUGUUGGUCGGCCUGUCUGGAUACCUCGCGGGAUACAAUGGCACGUUUGAGUUCAAGUCUGGAGAAACAUACCCCGAGGAGCUGAACUACACCUUCAUGCGCCUCUUCAACGCGGCGUUCGGUGCUGUUUGCAUUCCUCUCGCCUACUUCACCGCCAAGGAGCUGAACUUCCGGAGGCCAACCGUCUGGCUCGUCACGCUGGCGGUCUUGUGCGAGAACUCGUACACUACCAUCAGCCGUUUCAUCCUGCUCGACUCGAUGCUGCUCUGCUUCACCUUUACCACCGUCUUCUGCUGGUCCAAGUUCCAUCGCUUACAAAAAGACCCCUUCUCUCCCGAGUGGGCGCUGUGGCUGAUGUUGACUGGUGUCUCGAUCGGAUGCGUAACCAGUGUCAAAUGGGUCGGCUUCUUCGUCACAGCUCUGGUUGGACUCUACACUAUUGAGGAUCUCUGGAACAAGUUUGGCGACUUGAAGAUGCCAAAGAUGGAACUUGCGUCGCAUCUGGCAUUCCGGGUUUUCGGCCUGAUUCUCAUUCCUGCGGCAGUCUACAUCUUCUCUUUCUAUCUGCAUUUCUUGAUCCUCGAGAACAGCGGUCCGGGAGAUGCGCAAAUGAGCUCGCUCUUCCAAGCCAACUUGCGCGGCACUGAGGUUGGCAAGGACAGCCCUCUCGAAAUCGCGUAUGGCUCCCGCGCUACACUGAAGAACAUGGGAUACGGAGGAGGUCUUCUUCAUUCCCACGCCCAGACGUACCCAGAAGGUUCUCAGCAACAACAAAUUACCUGCUACCACCACAAAGAUGCGAACAAUGACUGGUUCUUCUACCCCAACCGUCACGAAGUCGAGUACCAGCCAGACGAGCAGCUCCGCUUCCCUGGAAACGGCGAUGUCAUUCGGCUCAUCCACGCUCAGACUGGCCGCAACCUCCACUCGCACCAGGUCGCUGCUCCGGUCACCAAGGGCGAUUGGGAAGUGUCCUGCUAUGGCAACACGACUGUUGGUGACACGAAAGACCACUGGGUGGUUGAAGUUUUUCGCGAUGCUGCUUCCAGGGACCACUCCAAGCUCCGAACUCUCACCACCGCUUUCCGCCUGAGGCACAAAGAUCUGAACUGCUAUCUCCGCGCCGGCAACACCAACCUUCCUCAGUGGGGUUUCAAGCAGAUCGAGACCACAUGCGUUAAGAAGAACAACCCCCGCGAUGUCUACACCCACUGGAACAUUGAGAGCCACACGAACGACAGGCUCCCACCUGGCAACCCCGGUGAUUACAAGUCGCCUUUCUUCCAGGACUUCAUCCAUCUCAACGUUGCCAUGAUGACCUCCAACAACGCGCUGGUUCCGGACCCGGAUAAGCAAGACGAUCUGGCCUCCUCGUUCUGGCAGUGGCCUCUUCUUCAUGUCGGUCUCCGUAUGUGUGGCUGGAGCGACGAGAUCGUCAAGUACUUCCUCCUUGGUAACCCGUUUGUUUACUGGGGCAGUACUGCCAGUCUCGGCGUCUUUGGCUUGAUCGUCGCAUUCUACACUAUUCGCUGGCAACGCGGCUACAAAGAUCUCAACUCUUUCGAAAUCGACCAGAUUCACUACGCUGGCUUUUACCCUAUCGUUGGUUGGGCUCUUCACUAUGCUCCCUUCGUCGCCAUGGGUCGUGUUACCUACGUUCACCACUACUACCCCGCUCUGUGGUUCGCCAUCCUGGUCAUGGGCUUCUGUCUUGAUUUCACUACCAGGAAGCUCAGCAAGCAGGUCAGCUGGGCUAUCUUCGGAGUAAUGUACGCAGUCAUCAUUGGUCUUUACUGGCUCUUCAGGGCAACUUCGUUUGGCAUGGUCGGUUCGAGCACUCAGUGGAAGCAUCUGAAGUGGUUCGACUCGUGGAAGAUGUCGGAUUGAGCGGUGUUGGAAGAUCCCGGCGAUCGUACUCUUCUUAUCUGAGGGUUUAGGUGUCGUGGGAGGGGCCAGGGUCUUUGACAUGGCCUGGAGUUGAAGGGGAGGUUACACCUUGUACCAUUAUCUUUCGUUGUUUCAUUUAUCUCGCUCUGAUGAGCUACAAGGGUUAUGGUUAGAGAGCAUGCUUUUAAGCUGGGGUAUCGAUGGGUUAUUGAGCAUGGUGUUGAGGAGAUACCGUCAUAGCGGACGCCGUGCUUGGCAGAAAAUCACGAUGAAUAUUCAAUUCUGCAUGCUCUUGCACCACCCCAUGUCCAUCAGGGUUGAUUGGAGCUGACUUUAGCGAGCUGACUCCACUGCGGUACCCCAGAUUUACCGUGCAUGGAUCCACGACUCAUCGGGCACGUCAGCGAUGCGCCGCCCAAAACCAC
Messenger RNA from Dothidotthia symphoricarpi CBS 119687, 2911 nucleotides. Its product is annotated as glycosyltransferase family 39 protein. Gene Ontology annotation, biological process: protein O-linked glycosylation via mannose. The coding region runs from base 267 to 2486 and encodes 739 amino acids. The transcript has 5 exons. Lineage: Eukaryota; Fungi; Ascomycota; Dothideomycetes; Pleosporales; Dothidotthiaceae. The record is from RefSeq and is a predicted model, not a curated record. Gene Ontology annotation, molecular function: dolichyl-phosphate-mannose-protein mannosyltransferase activity. Gene Ontology annotation, cellular component: endoplasmic reticulum; membrane.